Molecule: messenger RNA, 1817 nt
Organism: Amyelois transitella
Lineage: Eukaryota; Metazoa; Arthropoda; Insecta; Lepidoptera; Pyralidae
Exons: 7
Coding region: 677-1789 (370 amino acids)
Biological process (GO): mitochondrial transcription; transcription elongation by mitochondrial RNA polymerase
Cellular component (GO): mitochondrial nucleoid
Molecular function (GO): DNA polymerase processivity factor activity
Source: RefSeq, a predicted model, not a curated record
CUGCUUCUAUUCCCGUGUUUUUCUCUGCUAUCAGAAUAGCAUGGAAUUUUGCACUUGAUGAAUUGUAAAAUGCCGUGUAGUUCCCAGCAGUUUAGAAUUAUAUUUAAUUAUUACCUUCUCAGUAUAUAUUUACAAAAUUACCUGUUUAGCCAUUAGUUAGCUUUACUUUCAUACUUCCCUUCACUUUCAGAUCUUUUCAACGCCCUAUUUAAGUGACAGGUUGAUAACCUUUUAUCUACCAACUUUACAUACCCAUCAUGCUUUCUAUCUUUAUUCUUUAUCCGUUAAUCGACUUUCUUAAACAAUCUGCGUGGAAAUAACUGCAAAGUACUCUAUUAAGGCAAAGUAUGAUGCUCUUUCGUGCCAUGUGCAAAAACAUUUUAGCAUAAUCGUGACCAAUUGACUUAUCUUAGUUACGUAUUCGUUGUGUGAUUGCUAAAUGAUGAUCUACUCUUAUAAGAAAAAUCAUCGCGAGAAAACUAGCAGCCUUAGGCAACUGGAUGUGUAAACCACAAGCGUUUUGCCAUGAUUUGAUGGGACCUGAAACCGUUCUGCUGUUCUGUUCUGCAAAGAUUGCGGAGGUCAGACGGGAGUUGCUUCGUGGAAACAAGGAUCGUAGUAGUAGACAGUAGGUGGAUCCUGGGCUCCUCUGCAAAGUGGGGAUGACGGAGUGUGGAUGAUUAUGUUGGCAUGCAGACAAGACUAUGAAAAAGAGUUUGCUUUGCAUAGUCUUAACUAUACUUAUUCGUUACUAUAUAACAAAAAACAUCGAUUGCCGUCAAUCUCAAAGUGUUUAUAUUGUCAGAAAUUAGAAAAUAAAUAUACGGACGUUGAAAAAGAAAAGAUUUUGAAGGUUAUAAAUGAUUCGAGUGUAAGGGAAUUAUCUCGUUAUGACAUAUCCAAAGUAAGAUUAAAGAAAAUCAAUCACUGGAAAAUCACCAAUGGCAUUCUCAAAAAUAUAUCCGAUGUGGAAACUGUGGAAGGCUUUACGGAGAAAACUGCGAAGAAACUUUGUGACAGUAUUCUGACAGGCCCUCAGGAAGAAACAGAAAUUACAAGCAAAAUAAAAGGACAGUUCCUACACCCAAAUUUAAGUGAAAGUGUGAGACAGAAAUGUAAGUCUGUCCUAACAAUAUAUGUAGCGGUGAAUUCAGUAUGUUGGACGCUUAUAGACAGAAGUGGGUAUGAGGUCCUUGAUUGGAGGUACCACACCAUAGACUAUCCGGACGGGAAGAGGCUGCAAAUCACAGAUAUACUCAAUAUUUCAUGGAGCAUCCUCCAAGAGUUGCCACCAGCGGACAUCUUCGUGAUGCAGGCCGAAGCCACCACCCUGAGGGCGGCGGGCAGCGACCCGAACAACCCGAAAGUCAUCUCCGUGAACCUGCAGAAAGCACAGAUGGUAGCCAUGAUAGUAGCCCUGGUUAACGCUAGGAGUCAUGUUGCGCAAGAUUCGGAGUCAACUGAAAAUAAAGUUGAAAACAAAUUGAUACAAAAAGUUUACUUUUUAAGACCUACAUUACCAUACAGGUUAUACGGCACCCUGGUAGGCAACGAAAGGGUGUCUACAGAGCAAACCGUAGAAAUGCUUCUUCAGGAUAUCAAAGGGCGGAGCGCUAACAAUUCACACGUUUACAUGUCCGAAGCACUAAAGUUUAUGUUCAGGACACAAAAGGACCUACAAAAAGACAUGUUAGGACACUGCCUGUUACUAAGUCUGACUUUUAUGGACUUGUGUAUUUAUAAAAAUAAAGAUAAAAUUAAUAAAUUGUUGAAAAAGAGAAGCGAUUAGUUGUUGUUAAUAAAUGAAGUUUUGUUGA